Molecule: messenger RNA, 2416 nt
Organism: Linum trigynum
Lineage: Eukaryota; Viridiplantae; Streptophyta; Magnoliopsida; Malpighiales; Linaceae
Source: the annotation of a GenBank genome assembly
AUCGAGCGGCGGAUCUUCUCCGGUUGCUCACCAAGGCGGCGAGCGAUGGCUGGAGAUUGAAGGCGGCGACGAUUGCUUGCGACUGCUCGACGAAGAGGAGAUCGCGAUGGCGGUAAGGGAAGCGUCGGAGGAGCUUGUCCGAGGCCAGGGUUGCUAGGUUUGGGUUUGUUCGUCGGAGAGGAGAGAGCGCAGGGGAGGAGGAGAGUUGUGGGUUUCUUCUGCUUCGUUCACUGCAUUUCCGUCGGAGAUGUUAGAGCGGCGGAUUGCCUUGGGAAGAAGGGUUGGGGGUUUGUCGUGAGGGGAGAAGGACAAGAUAGUGGGCUUUUUUCAUGGAAUUAAAUUUUUAUUUAAAUAUAUUUUUAUAAAUUUUAGUAUGAUAGAAAUAAUUAUUGUUUAUUUAUUUUUAACUGACGCAUCAGCUUUUUAACUGUCAAAUAUAAUUGUUAACCGCCACCUAGGACAGAGUUAACAGAACUAGACGGUGAGUGACCAAGAAUGACAUAAAUGUGUAGUAUCAAUAGGGCUGUUAAUGAACCAAGCCGCUCAUGAACGGCUCGGUGUGCGACUCGAGAAAAACUCGUUCGACACUCGAUUCGUUUUAAUCGAGCCGGCUCGCGAACAAACUCGUUAACUAAACGAGCCGAACUCGAGCCAUACCAUGUUCAGCUCGAAAGCUCGCGAACAAGCUCAUUUAAUGGUUUGACAUAAAAAAAGGAUUAGAAUUCAUGGAUUUUAUGUAUUGAAAUUGGGAUAAAUAUUGUGUUUUACUUUGCUAGACUUUGUUCCAGGUUAGAAUGUAAUUUUGUGCGCAGUUCUAGGUCAAUCUUGAGCUAUCAUGAACAUUUUAUGAGCUGAACACGAAUUUGGGCUCGUUAAACUUAUUUGACGAGCCGAGCUCGAGUCGAGCUCGAGCUUUCAUUUUCAUAAACGAGCCGAGCUCGAGCUUGCAUAUUAAAGCUCGUGACGAAUACGAGCCGAGCUCGAGCCUGAAAAUAUAUUAACGAGCCGAGCCCGAACUAUGACAAAGCUCGGCUCGACUCUGCUCAUUAACAGCCCUAAGUAUCAAUGGCCAAAUUGAAAGGAAAGUGAUUCGGGUAGCUAACAUGUAACAAAUAGUUAAUAUGAGUGACCAAACUUGCGAUUCACCCUUAUUCUCCAAACAAGGAAUGGAGUUUGCUGCCUUGCUGUGUGCCAGCUUAGCUGGCUGCCUCCCUGUAAAAGCAAAGCGUAGAAAGUCAUUUUUCAGGAUAUUUUAAACACACCAAAAAUAGGAUAUUCCCUUUCUUCCCCUCCCAAAUUCCAGGCCCUCUCCGGAAACUACAACUACAGCUUUUCGGCUUUUCCUUUUUCAAAGGGAAGAAUCCAUUCACGACGAUUUUCCACUUCAACGAGAAAUACAAAGGAAAAUCUCCGCAACAAAAAGAGUAGAAUUCUCCGGCCAUGGCUUCUCGUCGCCGGAUGCUCCUCAAGGUCAUUAUUCUCGGCGAUAGCGGGGUGGGGAAAACGUCGCUAAUGAAUCAGUAUGUGAAUCGGAAGUUUAGCAACCAGUACAAGGCCACGAUUGGAGCUGAUUUCCUUACCAAAGAAGUUCAGUUUGAAGACAGAUUGUUCACAUUGCAGAUAUGGGAUACUGCUGGUCAAGAAAGAUUCCAAAGCCUUGGUGUUGCUUUCUACCGGGGUGCAGAUUGCUGUGUCCUGGUGUACGAUGUCAAUGUGAUGAAAUCAUUUGACAAUCUUAAUAAUUGGAGGGAAGAAUUCCUGCUUCAGGCAAGUCCACCAGAUCCUGAAAACUUCCCAUUUGUUGUGUUGGGAAACAAGGUCGAUGUUGAUGGUGGCAAUAGUCGAGUGGUUUCUGAAAAGAAAGCAAAGGCUUGGUGUGCUGCUAAAGGGAACAUACCCUACUUUGAGACUUCUGCCAAAGAAGGAUUCAAUGUGGAUGCUGCUUUUGAGUGCAUAGCCAAGAAUGCACUUAUAAAUGAACCAGAAGAAGAGAUGUACCUUCCUGACACCAUCGAUGUUGGAGGUGGAGGCCAGCAGCAGAGGUCCACAGGUUGUGAAUGUUAAGAGCAGUUUCUAAACAAGGAGCGGCAUACUGGUUCUUUCGAUGGAGAGUACGUUUGAUAGCAGAAUUGUACGUACCUUAGGAAAUCGAUGGUUGCGAUUUGAUGUAUAUUUGCUUAAGUUACUUCCUUGGAGAUAUUAUUCCUGACAGCGUUAUGUGUAGAGGUUUAUAUUGAUUGGAACUGCAAAAUACUACUUAAAGCUCUACAAAAGCUCUAUAUGUCUGCACACUUUGACAAUCCGAUUCGUGGAGCAAAGCAGAAUCAUGAACACUUUUUGAUGAUGCUCUUAUUUGGGGUAAUUGACCAAAAAUCCGCAGUUAAGUUUUGGCUGUCAAUAAAUAAUGGGUAAUGUC